AAAACAACAACAAAAAGCGUUACAUGUGAGGAAGGACGGACAGGAGGAAGAGCGCGAGAGAGAGCGCGCGUGAGACUGAGUGAGUGAGUGAGUGAGUGAGUGAGUCUGCUCGUGCAGCGCGACUGGAGGAACUCAGGGUCAUGACCCGGAACUCUUCACCUAAGCGGAGUGUGUAUCUGCCUGUGCUGUGAUGAGGGAGUGGUGGCAGUGUGCAUUGCUCCUCGUCCCUCUUCUCGCCGUCUACCUGCACGUCCCACAGCCUCCGCUUUCACCCGCGCUGCACACCUGGCGUUCGUCCGGGAGCUUCUUCAGCUUCAGAGGACACCGAAUCUUUUACAGAGAGUCAAAGGGUGCUGUUGGGAGCGCGGAUGUGGUGCUGCUGCUUCAUGGGUUUCCCACCUCGAGCUACGACUGGCACAAGAUUUGGGAGCCUCUGAGUCAGCGGUUUAACAGAGUCAUCGCGCUCGACUUCCUCGGCUUCGGCUUCUCGGACAAACCUAGGCCACAUCGGUACUCGGUCUUCGAGCAGGCCGGUGUAGUGGAGGCUUUAAUCUCACACCUGGGCCUCACUGAGCAGAAGAUCAACCUCCUGUCACAUGACUAUGGAGACACUGUGGCACUCGAGCUCCUCUACAGGAGUGACAACAAUCGAACUGGACACCUGGCCAUAAACAGCCUCUGCCUUUCAAACGGAGGUGUGUUCCCUGAGACGCAUUACCCGAGGUUUCUACAGAAAGUCCUGAAGGAUUCUGGUUUCAUCUCUCCUCUGCUAACCAGACUUGUAAACUUCUACCUCUUCUCUAAAGGGAUCGGGGAUGUCUUCGGGCCGCACACGCAGCCGACCGAGGCCGAGCUCUGGGACAUGUGGACGGCAAUCCGCUUUAACGACGGAAACCUGGUCAUAGACAGCAUCCUGCAGUAUAUUAAUCAGAGGCUGGAGCACCGGGAGCGAUGGGUCGGAGCCCUCACCUCGACAUUAACCCCACUGCACAUGAUCUAUGGGCCGCUUGAUCCAGUCAAUCCUCACCCCCAGUUUAUUCAUCUCUACCAAAAACUAGUCCCGAGGUCCACAGUGACGAUUCUGGACGAGCACAUCAGCCAUUACCCACAGCUGGAGGAUCCUACGGGCUUCGCAAACGCCUACCUCGGCUUUAUCAACUCUUUCUGAACGGAGCGCUCGGACAUCCUGCGCUGGAGAAGAGGUGAAGGGGAGUCACGGCUCAGGGUCGUCUUUAGGGUCGGAGAUUUAGGAGGCUUAGCAAAUGUACUGCUCGAUAGAAUGAAGAGAAGACUUAGUCUCGGUUUGAUUUGAACUCGUAUUUCCAACUCAAACCGUGACCAAGUGUUCCCUUAAUGUUAGUGGAGAAGUGUACAUGAACGGAUUUAGUUUUGUGUUAUUGAUUAGCAGCUUUUAUAAUAUUGAUUCUAAACUUUGGUUACUGAACACGUCGUUCAGCCUGGAACCAAAAAAGAUUUCUACACUGAUUAUAGUAAACUAGAAUGCAUUAUUGGAAAGAAUCGCUUUAGAAAGAUGCACUAUAUUGCCAAAAGUAUUCGCUCCCCUGCCUUCACAUGCAUAUGAACUUGAGUAACAUCCAAUUCCUUAUCUAUAGUGUUAAAUAUGAUGUGGGCCCCGCCCCUUUGCAGCCAUAACAGCCUUAACUCUUCUGUGAAGGCUUUUCACAAGGUUUAGGAGUGUGUUUAGGGAAAUUUGUUCACUCCUACCAGGCUGUAUCUUUUUAAUAAGAUGUAGGGUGUAAUGUGUUCAGGGAAUCAGCUAAGUGUUUUACAUUUCAGUGUUUGAGUUUUUAUUGUCGAACUCUCAAACAUAAAAGGAUUUAGUUCACCUUCAGACAAGAUGAGGUGGGAAAACAAACAGAAAUAAAAUGCAUGUAUGAGAUGAGAAUCUCAUCAAAUUUAAAUCUGUUUCAGAUAGCAUCAUAUACUCUGGAUACUGUAACACACAAACGCUCUUCCAAGUCACAGCUUCGCUACCUCAGAUGUGAGGGCUCGCUUUAUUGAAAGCUAUUUUCUGACUGUUGUAGUGCUCCAACAAGAGCUGAAUUAAAAUAUUAAAGUAAAAAAAAAAAAAAUAUAUAUAUAUAUAUCCUGAAUUGCACCAGCUAAAGGAGAGUAUGAAAGUGAUUAUUUUUAUGAAAGUACACUUGUAAUGAAUUACUGCGGAACCUUGGAAUACGAAAGCCCUGCUUUAUUUUUUAUCUUGUGUGUAAAAAAAAUAAAAAGUUAAAUCAGAAUUCCCGAUUAGCUAAACCUGUUUAAAAAGAGUCAACCCCGGGUACCGACGUUGCCCCCCAAUUUUUUUUUCUUUACCUUAUAUCACAAUAUUGAAUCAGGUUUUAUUUGCAUGCCGAGGUUCUGCUGUAAAAUGA
Molecule: messenger RNA, 2390 nt
Organism: Clarias gariepinus (North African catfish)
Lineage: Eukaryota; Metazoa; Chordata; Actinopteri; Siluriformes; Clariidae
Gene: mest
Product: mesoderm specific transcript
Exons: 12
Coding region: 191-1168 (325 amino acids)
Molecular function (GO): catalytic activity
Source: RefSeq, a predicted model, not a curated record